This is a messenger RNA of Drosophila hydei, 3905 nucleotides long. Its product is annotated as E3 ubiquitin-protein ligase SHPRH. Gene Ontology annotation, biological process: DNA damage response; protein polyubiquitination. Bases 35 to 3892 code for a protein of 1285 amino acids. Gene Ontology annotation, molecular function: ATP binding; ubiquitin protein ligase activity; ATP-dependent chromatin remodeler activity. The transcript has 9 exons. The record is from RefSeq and is a predicted model, not a curated record. NCBI's taxonomy places the organism in Eukaryota, Metazoa, Arthropoda, Insecta, Diptera, Drosophilidae. Gene Ontology annotation, cellular component: nucleus.
UAGAAGGCGAAACGGAAUAAACAAAUUCGUUUAAAUGGAAGAACAAUCCGUUUUAUUAUGUGAACUAGCUGAUGAAUAUUUAGACAGCACUGAAAAUAUUGAUUCGAACUUAGUGUUUCCUUAUGGUAAAAGACAAUGGCAAAUAAAAACAUUCCUAACUGAAUAUGCGAAUGCUCUAAUUCCGAUCAUAACAAACUAUGAAAAACUACGCACCAAAAAACUAUGCUUCAGAGCACUACGAACUCAAAAUGGCUGUUGGACACUUGUAUUCCUUCAGAAGGAAUCGGCCUCGUUAUAUUCGGCAAAUAAACUCGACAUGGAACUUGCUGCUGAGAUUUUGCCAAUUGUUUUCAGCAAUUACACGCCCACCUUAGAAUUUGAAGUGGCGAGAGAACAUCACCAGCGCCAACGUGAACUGAAGAGCUAUGUAACAACGCAGCUGUACAAUGCUUUGCACUGCAAGCAUCAGGAACAGCAAAAUGCCGAGCCAUUGCCCCUGUGCUUGCCGAGUUAUUUCAAAUCUAAGCUAAGAAAGUAUCAGGAACGUACCGUCAGCUGGAUGCUGACACGUGAACGACAGACAAAUGCAUUUCCUGCCAACUAUAUUGCACUGCAGACCGUGAACCACCCGCAUCAAGUAUUCAAGCACAAGUACUGCCUACAAUUCUAUGCGCACCAAGAGGCAAUGCCCAGGAUCUCCUUGCCACCGGGUGGCAUUCUGGCCGAUGAGAUGGGUCUUGGCAAGACCGUUGAGCUGUUGGCCACACUGCUGCUGCACCCAAGAGAAAACGUCAAUAACAGCUAUUGGCGAAACUUGCUGGAAAAUCUGGAGGACAAUGUUCCACUCAAGCUCAGACGCACGAAGCACAAAACCCAUUGCAUUUGCCCGCACUCACAGCAAAGUAAAGAGAAAGUACAGUGCAGCCGUUGUCGGCUGUGGCAGCAUCAAAUGUGUGUACUGGAUGCCAGCGAUGUUUAUAUGUGUCCCAAUUGCUGGACAGAAUCCGCAACGAGCUGCUCGGAGCUGGUUGAAUCGGGAGCUACAAUCAUUGUGUCACCGAAUGCCAUCAAGACGCAAUGGUUCAAUGAAAUCAGCAAGCAUAUAAGCUCCACACUGAAAGUGCUCCUCUAUCCGGGAUUGCACUCUGGUCUCUGGAUUAGCCCAAUGCAAUUGGCCCAGUAUGACAUCGUGUUGACAGACUAUUCCAUCUUGACGCAUGAGAUUCAUCAUACACCCCGCAAUGCAACGGAUCGUGAGAUGCGUUUUGAGCAGCGGUAUAUGCGACCCAGUUCCCCGCUUUUGAUGGUUAACUGGUGGCGCGUCUGCCUGGAUGAGGCCCAAAUGGUCGAGAGCAGCACUUCGCAGGUGGCUGAAAUGGUGCGUGAGCUGCCUGCAGUCAAUCGAUGGGCAGUCACUGGCACUCCAAUACAACGCUCCAUCGAUGAUCUGGCACCGCUUCUAAAAUUUAUUGGCUUCAAGGAGGCGUGCCAGCCAGGGGAUGCCUGGCAAACGGUCUCCAACUCCUUUCUGCUCAACCAUAAGGCUGAACCGCUGCUAGAGCUGCUGCAGCAAAGCAUGUGGCGCACUUGCAAAUCAAAAGUGGAACACGAGCUCGGCAUACCGCCACAAACAGAGCUCGUGCACCGACUAGAGUUGAGCAACGUCGAGUCAUUGUAUUACCGCGAGGAACAUGCCAAAUGCACUGAGCUCUUUCUGGCAGCUGUGGCCAAGCACACAAAACAGAAUCCUAACAACAGCAGCUCCUGCUUGGCUUCCAUAUCACCAAAGCUGCUCAGGAUUAUACUGCAUCCUUUUUUGCGCAUCCGAAAAACCUGCACCGUUCCAGUUGUGCUUAACAAAAAUGUGACCACGACCAACUAUUUGAAUCCACAGGAUCUCUUGGUGCAUCUGAAGUCGAAUAAUGAGAUGCAAUGCAAGCGCGAACUGCGCACAUGGGCCUCAUCCUACAAUGGUAUUGCAGCCAUACAUUUCAUACGCAAACAUUAUGGCCAGGCGAUCCAUAAUUACAAACUGGUGCUGAAGCUGGCUCAGGACUAUAAUGACGAGAACAUAUCCGUGGAUAGUUUGCUCCAAAUACAUGCAUUGCAUAACCUGCUAGAGGCUUCGCAGCUAGCUCCGGAGACAGAGCGCUUGACGGAGCAAGAGCUUUCAUCAAACCGCCUAAAGUUAAACGCAUUGGAGUGCAAAUAUUUGGAAGAGAAGUCAACAGUGCUGCAGGCAGCACGAGCUGCCUAUGAAUCGAAGCUAGAGGAGCUGGAUAAACUGGAGCAGCAAUAUGACACCAACAUUUUAGAGCUAUUCGCCACACUGAUCAAUACAAGUGGAUCCCUGCACAAUGCGCUGUGGAAUAAGAUGGCAGAUGAGUUCUUUAGACAAAAUUGUUCCAAAGAUAAGUUGCAGGAUGUGAACUCCAUGACAGGCGUGCUCUAUAUAAUACACAACUGGCACAGAAACUUGACGAAGCUGCACAAAAAACUUGCCGCCGAAUUUGAAUUUCUUAAGAAUAUUUUGGUGCAGGCGUGUGGAGCAGUGGAACAGGGAGUUGCCUUAAGUCAGGAAACGAUUAAGUUUAUUAGAGAUGUCUCCGAUUGCCACUUGGCUGACAUCUUGGACGACAAAGCCGCUGACAAACCUAUUAGACCAGAAAAGCCAAAGAAACAACAACAAUGUCGUUUAUGUAAGAUUCGGGAUAUGGUCAAUCAAUUUGAGUGCUUGCUGUUUGCCAAGGAACUGGGCAAGGAGGGCACUGUAACGGAUGGUACGGAGAAUCCUUGCAUCGAAAUAAUUAUUAUUAAAGUCGUCUUCGCCUUUUUGCGGUCUAGGAACGAGUUUAGCGAGUUUAAAACCGAAUGUAAAAGUAAACUGGAGUUGCUGGAUGCUCUCCAGAGUCUGGUGAAGUUGCAGAUUAAAUACUGGAUUGAAAUGGAGUAUGUGAUCAAAGCGUUCGAUGAGCUGGACAUGUGCAAAAUGCGCAUAUUACUCACCAAUGAUCCGGAAGAACAGUCCAACUUCCGCAUAUUGCCCUACCAGUUGGACGAGCAGACGGAAUUCAACUUAAACAAUAUUCAAGAAUCGCAGCUGAAUUUUACUCGCUUGUCCGGACGACUGAAGUACUUGAAACAUUUAAAGGAAGAUGCGGGCGAUAAGCCCUGUCCCAUUUGCCAAACUCAGGAUGAUAAGCGCUACGUUAUGUUGUCCUGUGGUCAUUUCCUGUGCCAACAUUGUCUGGACAGCAUGAAGAAGCAAAUGGGUCGCGAUAGCAUUAAAAGAUGUCCAUUGUGCCGGCAAGAUUCGCCACAGCUCUACUAUUCCGUACGUAAGAGUGCCAACAGUUCCGAGGUUGUCGGCGAUUUCUCAACGAAGAUUGCGUACAUUGUUGAGCUAGUCCUGAAGAUCAAAUCCGAAUGCUCUGACAAAGAUCAAGAAAAAAUUCUGAUCUUUUCACAGUGGUCAACAAUAUUGAAUCAUAUUGCCAGCGCUUUAAGCCAAAAUGCGGUCGAGUAUCGCAGCAAAUUCACAAAUCGUGAUAUUGAUGAGUUUAAGGAUGCUGACCGUAAUGUGACUUGCUUGUUAAUGCCCUUAGCUAGAGGCUCCAAGGGCCUCAAUCUAAUUGAGGCUACCCAUGUUUUCCUCGUAGAACCAAUACUGACGCCAGGUGAAGAGCUGCAGGCUAUUGGACGUGUUCAUCGUUUCGGUCAGACGAAAGCGACCACAGUACAUCGUUUCAUUGUAAAUGGCACAAUCGAGGAAAAUAUCAUGAAGCUCAUUAAAUCGGCCGACGACAAAUCCACAUUAUCAACACACUGGGACCUUGAUAACAUGACAUUGGAGAGCCUAAAAAAUCUAUUUAUACUUAAGGAAAAUGAGUAAAAAUAGAAUGAUC